Penicillium chermesinum is the source of this 915-nucleotide messenger RNA. RefSeq lists its product as uncharacterized. The coding region runs from base 1 to 915 and encodes 304 amino acids. NCBI's taxonomy places the organism in Eukaryota, Fungi, Ascomycota, Eurotiomycetes, Eurotiales, Aspergillaceae. The record is from RefSeq and is a predicted model, not a curated record. The transcript has a single exon.
AUGACUUCUGUUAUUGUUUUUGGACCGACUGGUAAUGUCGGCUCCUAUGUGGCACGUACCGCAGAGGCGCUUGGAGCCAAGGUCUUUCUCGCCAUGCGAGACCCGUCGAAGCCCAUUCCAGGACUGAGCCCCGAGCAAGAAAAGAAUGGAAAUUACGAGAGAGUCCACGCGGACUUGUCCAAACCCGAUAGCAUCACCGCGGCAGUGAAGUCAUCAGGUGCCAAGCGGGCAUUCAUCUAUCUUAUAUGGGGAUCAGAUCCCCGGGCGACGAUCACUGCUCUCAAGUCGGCAGGCAUCGAAUUUGUGACAUUCUUGAGCAGCUUCACAAUUGCCGGCGAGCUACGGGACAUCGCUCCUUCAGAGCCCGUCCCCUAUGCGCAUGCACAAGUCGAAAUCGCGCUGGAUGAGAUAUUCGGCGAGGAAAACUACGUGGCCAUUCGCCCAGGUGGGUUUGCCACGAAUAUUGGCCAAUUCAAGCACGGCAUUGCUGCGGGUGAAGUCAAGACCUAUGGAUCGGAUUUCCCAAUGGACGGUAUCACCCCUGGCGACAUGGGCCGCGUGAGUGGCACGGUGUUGGUGCAGGGCUCAAAACAUGAUCAACGCAAGGUUUACCUGUAUGGACCUCAACUGGUCACCUACGGCGCUGCCGCUCAAGCUGUGGGAAAGGCCUUGGGGAAGGAGGUCAAGAUCACGACUAUUAGUGCGCAAGAGGAGCUGGAUAGAAGUGUGAAACAAGGCGUGCCCAGGCCGUUGGCUGAAUAUCUAGUAAGCCUUUAUGAGAAAAACAAAAACGGUGUCCUGUAUCCGCGCGUAAACUAUGAAGUUGGUGUCCAGAAUGUGGAGCUCUACACCGGGCGGCCUGCGACAUCUUUUAAAGACUGGGUGAAGGAGAACAAGGAUCUGUUCAGCGUCUAG